AUUUAUCAUUUAUAUUUAUUAGGGCUGUCAAAAUUAUCGCGUUAACGGCGUUAAUUAAUUUUUGGAAUUAAUUACGUUAAAUUUUUUAACGUAAUUAACGCAUGCGCAGAAUCCCUCCACCCAUACUUCCCAUAAUUCCUCCCGACACUGAACGGAGCAGCAACAUGGAGCAAGACGAACAGGUUGGCCCUCUGGAGGGAUUUAAGUUUAAGAAGAACAAAGAUGGAACAAUAAAUAAACAGACAGUCAUUUGUACGCACUGCAACAGAGAGUUUCAGUUUCACCGAACCUGUUCAAGCCUUAAAUACCAUCUCAACGCUAAACAUGCAUUUGUGGGGGCUUCCAGUGCUACACCUGGCUUGCGUCAGACAACCCUGAGUGAACGCAGACCAGUAAGCAAGUCCAACUCGGAUAAAUUAACUAACACAAUUGCCAAAUGGGUCGCAAAGGACUGUAGACCGAUUUGCAUUGUUGAAGAUAAGGGCUUCGCUGAUGUUUUGAAAGUGGCGUCCCUCGAUACAUCCUACAAGCCACCAUGCAGAGGCACAAUAAUGAAAAGUAUCCACGCACUCUAUGAAACAGAAAAGGGGAAAAAAGAGGCGGCUUUAGCUCAAGCGGAAUAUGUCGCCCUGACAGGAGACCACUGGACGUCAGUGAGUAACACAAAUUACUUGGGAGUAACUGCACAUUUAAUAACUAAAGCAUGGGAAUUGCAGUCCUUUGCGCUAACUAUAAUGAAAACGGAAGAACGCCACUUUGCAGAGGCAUGUGCAGAACAGUUUCAAACUGUGGCAUGCAAGUGGGAAAUUGAAAGAAAAGUUACAACCAUUGGGACUGACAGUGCACGCAAUAUGAUUGCUGCGGCUCGUAUUCUACCAUACGAGCAUAUGCCCUGUAUCGCGCACGUCAUACAGAGAAGCAUCACUGUGAGUCUCGCUGACAGCGGAUUUGUUCCUGCAUUAGCCAAGUGUCGCAAGAUUGUGGGACAUUUUAAACACAGCCCGGCAAACUUAACGGAGCUGAAUGCAGAGCAGGUGAAACUCGGACAGCAGCAGGAGCCACUGAUCCAAGACGUUCCAACGCGGUGGAAUUCCACACUUGAAAUGGUCAAACGCAUCAUCCCCAAUCAAGCAGCAAUAAAAGCAACCCUGGAUCAACAGCAGCAUAAUCUCGUCAUGCUGACGCCAGCAGAAUGGGAUAAACUCCAGAGACUGGAGACCCUUCUAGAGCCCUGCCGGUAUGUGACUCAGAUCCUGGGUGGGGAGGCCUACGUCUCCUGCUCAGUGGUACUACCUGCCCUCUGCCACUUACACCGUGUAAUGGAAACUUCUGAUGAGGACCCUGCAUACAUGAUUAGAUUUAAGACCAAAUUCAAAGACGACCUAGGCUCCCGCCAAGAACACACCAACAAUGCAUGGCUCAAGAUUGCAACCGCACUGGACCCACGUUUUAAGGACUUGAAAAGUGUGCCCAAGGCAGACAGAGAGGAGGUGUGGACCAAACUUGGAGGCCUUCUGCGUGAAUCACCUGGAAGACCUUCACACACUACUGAAGAUGGGCCACCCAAGAAGAAAAGGAACCUUCUUCUACAGCUGGGCUCAGAUUCAGAAUCAGAUGAAGAGGUACAGCCUGACAGAGCCUUACACAGGUACAGAGCAGAGCCCACCAUUGAAAUGACGGACUGUCCCUUGCAGUGGUGGUCAUCUCAUGCAGGAGCCCAUGACAAGCUGGCUCCGUUGGCUCGGAAAUAUCUAGCCACUCCUGCAUCCUCAGUUCCCUGUGAAAGACUCUUCUCACUUGCCGGUCACAUUGUGCAAAAGAAGCGGUCAGCUUUACUCUCAGAAAAUGUGGACAAAUUGGUUUGCCUCAGUAACUGGCUAAAGGAUGAAUAGAGAAGCGGGCCACAUGUAAUUGUGUAGGCCAUGUUCUUUUGGUUUGAUAAAAAAGAGAAAUCUCUUUGUUUUUCCUUUGUUGAAGAGAAAUGGCCAAGAUGGCUAGUGUGUUACAGAAGGAGACACCAUCCUAUUUUGUUUUACUAUUUCAGUUUCAUUUAAAUAAGA
Molecule: messenger RNA, 2060 nt
Organism: Entelurus aequoreus (snake pipefish)
Lineage: Eukaryota; Metazoa; Chordata; Actinopteri; Syngnathiformes; Syngnathidae
Product: E3 SUMO-protein ligase ZBED1-like
Exons: 2
Coding region: 102-1892 (596 amino acids)
Molecular function (GO): protein dimerization activity
Source: RefSeq, a predicted model, not a curated record